Molecule: messenger RNA, 885 nt
Organism: Cuscuta europaea
Lineage: Eukaryota; Viridiplantae; Streptophyta; Magnoliopsida; Solanales; Convolvulaceae
Source: the annotation of a GenBank genome assembly
CUCCCUCAUCUUCGCCCAACCUUCCCCCUCACCUCCAUUUCUAAAUCUCCCUCCCCUCCUACCUUUUCCCUUCCCCAACAAGUUUCGCAAAUUUCAAACCCAUCCGCCACAACCGUCUUCCUUACCCCCAAAGAAAGACGAGGAAACAUAGCCAGAGGAUGACCACCAGCACAUUGCCGAUGGCGUCUAUGCUUCCGUCCUCUUCGCCCUCAACUCUUUCCCUCAGGCGACGUUGUUUUAGUGUACUGUGUUCAUUCAACAGUAGCAGAAGAAGUGCCAAUAUUUCCUUACCUCCGGUUAACCCUGGAGACCCCUUACUGACGAAGCUAGCUUCAGUCGCUGCUAGAAAUCCUGAAGCUCUCUAUAGCCGGACUGUCAUUCUACCAAUUGACUUCUUCAAGUAUUUGAAAGGAAUAGUGGAGCGAUCAGAUUCAUACAAUGGUUAUGAGCGAGAUGAACCUCCCCCAAGUUUCGUAAAUUCCAAACGGCUUUUGAACUUCAACUUCCUGUGUCGAAGCAGUUUCCAGCCCAGUAUUCUGUGCGCUCAUUUUUCAAAGAGCCCGGAGGCUUGGUGCAGUCUGAGUUGACCAAGAAACAAUUGGAAGUUGUUUGUGGCGACUAAAGCAUGUGAAUGAAGCAUAGGAAUUCUUUAUAAAUCUUGAAUCUUUUUUGAGACAUGUUUAACCCAGUUGCAAACAUUAUGAAUCUCUGUUUGUACGAUGUGUGUGGAAUAUUGUACAACUGUUAAUGUUUAAUGUUGUACAAUAUUCCAAUUGGUUGGAACAUUAUUUUAUGUUUUUGUAUAUGUAGCAAACUAUAGAAAUGUAGCAUUUGGGGAAAAGUUGUCUAUAUUACGUAUUGUGGUUAUAUAUGUGUAUUAAAUUA